AUGUCUAUCCCUACCGACCUUCCACCUGUGACACUGCUCUUGCAAGAGGUCCAAACGGUGACUUCUGCAAUGAGGAGAAACCAAAGGUGGGCAUCGACAUCCUCGUCAUCUUAUGCAUCAUCUUCGGCGCCCUCUCUUCGAUCUCAUAGGACUGGUAGACAAGGAUUGGGAAGGAGCGGUAGUAGAAGAGGUGGAAGGGGAAGUGAAGGUGCACUCGACGAAGGUGAUUUGAUGGAUGGAUUCAUUGAACUUCGAAGAGCGUUGAGUGGUGUCAGAGAUAUAACAGCAUUAUCACCACUAGAUCUAUGUUCACCUUUCUUAGCUUUAAUCCGAUCACCCCUCACUUCAGGACCAAUAACAUCACUCUCAUUAGCUUCAUUAAACUCAAUAAUCUUAUCCGUCCUUCCGCUAUACCUGACAGCGCCAUCUUUGGAUAUUAAAUCUGCGACACCACUACAAUCAACUUUGAUACAUAUCACAUCAGCACUUUCGCAAUGUAGAUUUCCGAGCUCAUCACCACAACAAGACGAAUUGGUCUUAAUUCGAUUACUCAGAGUCAUUGAUACUCUGACUGUACCCAUUCCUGUGCCCAUUGAUAAUUCGAAGCUGAAAGGAAUAGGUAAUAUGCUGGAUCACAUGGGAGAUGAAAGCGUUUGUGAAUUGUUGGAAGUUGGUUUAGGAAUGUUAGCAAGAGCUAGAUUGGGUGAGAGCGUUAGAAAUGCAGCUCAGACUUGCGUACAAGGUAUAACAAGAGCUUGUUUCGUCAGGUUGAAAGUCCUCCAACCGGAAGAUGUUCAAAGAUCAUUAGAAGCGAAUGACAAUGUUCAAGUGAAGACGGUAAUAAAGGAAGAAGCUGAACAACAGCCGAAAGAAGACAAAAUUGAGGAGCAGAAUAUUCAAGUCAAAACAGAUCAUGACACGGACAAUGUGGAGAAGCAGAGUGAAUCGCAUCCAAAAGAAGAACAACUGCAGGUAUUGGCGGAUAAGAAGGAUACAGCCGAACCUUCACCUACUUUGUUCACACCAUAUGGUCUGCCGACUAUCCUUGAGCUUUUACGAGUUCUGAUUGCAUUACUGAAUCCUUCGGAUCAAGCUCACACCGACUCAAUGAGAUUAUCUGCGUUGGCUAUACUGAACACAGCGUUGGAAGUAGGUGGAUCAAGUCUGGGUAAAUGGCCUGAGCUUCGAGAAGGUGUCAGAGACGAAGGAUGUCGGUACUUGUUCCAACUUACUCGAUCCGACUCCCCUUUACUCCUCGCUCAAUCGCUACGAACCACAUCGACCCUCUUCUCGACCCUCUUACCACAAUUGAAACUCCAACUUGAACUAUUCCUCUCCUACCUAAUCGACCGUUUGACACCUCCAUACCCUUCGCCUAUUCCAACACACCUCCUUGGGCGAUCAGAUCCCACUUCUCGUCCUGGGACACCAAGCCUCGGAGGUUCUCAAGUAGACGGUCGGUCUACGCCUGUAAACGGAGACAAGCCUCCAGCAGAAUCCCCAGCCGCUUCAACUCCUCGACCACUCAGUAUGCUGCCGCCGGUACCGAAUGAGACUAAAGAACUCAUGUUGGAUACGCUCACGCAAGUCGCUCUGAGACCAAGUUUUAUGGUGGAUUGUUGGGUCAACUUUGACUGUUCUACUGAGAGUGAAGAUAUAUUCGAACGCUUGAUCACAUUUUUGACAAGAGGUGUAUAUCCUUCCGGACCUCCGAAAGCAGAUGGAUCGUCUAAUCUUUUCGAUGGCCUCGAUAACACACAGCUUCUUUCACUGGAGAUCUUGUUAUCAUUUAUCAGCUCUAUGGCCGAUCGAUUAGAUGGCUCGGAAGAACCUUGGCCUCCGCAAUACGUAGGAUAUGAUGUAUUGACGAAUCAGAAAUCUCGUAAAGGAGUAUUGUUGACUGGAGCAUCAUUGUUCAACCAGAAGCCAAAGAAUGGUCUUGCUUUCCUAGAGAAAGAGGGAAUGAUCAUCCCCGACUCUAAUGGAGAAAUAACUGAAGAAAACAAGAACGUGGCAAUCGCCAAAUAUCUAAGGGGUUCAAGUAGAUUAGACAAGAAAUUGUUAGGUGAAUUUAUCAGUAGACCUGAUCAAUUGGGAUUAUUGAGAGCUUUUAUCGGUUUAUUCGAUUUCAAAGGAAAAUCAGUCGCAGAUGCGAUGAGAGAAUUACUUGAAACUUUCAGACUGCCCGGUGAAGCUCAACCAAUAGCCAGAAUAACGGAAACUUUUGCUGAACAUUUCUUCUCCUUCAAGCCUGAGGAAAUCGUCGAUCAAGAUGCAGUAUACGUGCUUGCCUACUCGGUGAUCAUGCUCAACACAGAUUUGCAUAAUCCCCAAAACAGGAAACGAAUGACCAUUGAGGAUUACAGAAAGAAUCUUCGAGGAGUCAACGGUGGAAAAGAUUUCCCUCCCGAGUACCUCGCGGGUAUACAUGAAUCGCUGAAGAAAAGAGAGAUUAUCUUGCCAGAAGAGCAUGCUGGUCAACAUGGAUUCGAAUACGCUUGGAAAAGCUUGAUGCAGAGGUCCAGAACAGCUGGCCCCAUGAUAUCCUGUAAUACUGCGACUUUCGACGAAGCAAUGUUCAAAAUCUCAUGGCAACCUCUUAUAUCGUCAUUCGCAUAUGCCUUCACCACGUCAGCGCAGGAUGAACAUGUCAUCCAAAAAGCUAUAACAGGAUUCCGACAAUGUGCAUCAUUAGCAGGGCAUUUCAGACUUUUAGAGGUCUUUGACACUAUCGUUCAAUCACUUUCCAAUGCAACGGGACUACUGGACGAAACAGAUGAUGGAUAUCAAAUGUCAAAUUACCCAUUAGUCGAAAAAGAAGGACAAUCGGUCACUGUUUCGCCAUUGUCAAUCCGGUUUGGACAAUCAUACAGAUCGCAAUUAGCUACUGUCGUAUUAUUCACCAUCGCCAAUGGUAAUGGGUCAGCAAUAAGAGAAGGAUGGUACCAGAUUUUCGAAAUGUUCCAAACCUUAUUCUUGCAUCAAUUGUUACCUGCGCCAAUGUUACAAAUGGAAGAUUUCCUAGCUGGAACGACAACAAUCCCAAUGAAAGCAUCAGUUCCUGCACCAACCCAAGAACGAAGAUCCGAAGGAGGAUUACUAUCUACUCUAUCAAGCUAUUUACUCAGUCCUUACGCUCAAAGUGCAGAAGCAAUAGUGAUGGAGACAUCGGACGAAGACGUCGAAAAUACUUUAGUAGCAGUUGACUGUUUAUCAAGUUGUAAAUUGGAGGAAUUGUAUGCUGAAAUAUUGAGCCUGGAUGUGGAAGCUCUCAUUCCUGCACUUCGUGCAAUCCGCUUCCUUGCCGAAUCAAGGACUACAGCUAAACUCCAAGCCAGGUCUGAAGUGAGAGGUGAAACAGGUUCCCCUGUGUUAGUAAGAUUUGAGGGGCAAUUACCGUAUGAUCCUGCUUGUGUUUUCCAUCUCGAAAUGAUGGUCAGCUUGGCAAGUAGAAGUAAGGAGAACAUAGCGGAGACAUGGCCGAUUAUCUUCGAAUAUAUCUCCUCAUUGUUAUCAUCUGCCCAGUCUUACAGCGUCUUACUCAUCGAGCGGGCGGUGGUUGGCUUACUACGUCUAUGUCUGAUCGUUUCAGAGACACCGGAUCUCCGUGAUCAGCUCUAUAUCGCACUUGAUGUUCUGCGAUCGCUCCCCUCGACGGUCCUCAACUCGGUGUCGGAACAAUUGAUGGCUGGAGUAGCACGAAUCUUAGAAAAGGACACCACAGUAGUCUCCUCCCAAACUGAAUGGAACCUCGUUAUCGCAUUAUUCAGGGCGACAGUAGCUCAUCCAGAAGCUAGUAAAGUUACCUUGACAAUAGUGCAGAAAAUGGCUUCGUCUUCUGAUAAAAAUGGACCUGGAUUGACAAGUGAUAAUUACGCUGGAACAGUAGCUCUUUUAGACGAAUUCGCCACUGCUGCAGGAGCUGCUGCUGCCAAUAGAUCUCAACAGAAUAGAAGAGCUUCUUUAAGUCCCAGUCAGAACACCACUUUGGGUCCCACUGUUGAAAGAGGAUUGACAGCUCUUGACUCAUUGUAUGAUCUGCGAAAUGUCAUUCCGGGUUUAAUGUCUUCGAGUGACAUGAAUGAGAACGAUGCUUUCAACACGUUCUGGUUACCACCAUUAUUGGUUAUUGGAAAACAAUGUAUCAAUGGAUGUCAAUCAAUCCGACAACGCGCAAUAUCCUAUUUACAGAGAUUGUUGUUGUCACCUCAACUGUUAUCAGGAUCAGAAUCUAUCUUACCUACUAUAUUCGAUAGAGUACUUUUCCCAGUGCUAGAAGAGCUGUUAAAACCUCAAAAUCACGAAAGAGAUCCAAGAGGAAUGAAUGAAACUAGAUUGAAAGCCGCAACGUUACUAUGUAAGAUUUUCUUACAGUAUGUUGUGAGACUAGUAGAGAAAGGAAAUGCGAAAAUGGUUGAAGGCCUUUUCGUUGGUGUGUUGGAUAAAUUGGAAAGAUUCAUGAGAGGUGAAAGGGAUUUACUGAAUGAAGCUUCCGAAUCACUCAAAAACGUCGUAUUAGUAAUGCACUCUUCAAACCUCCUCUUACCGCCACCGGCUCAAGGGCUCGAAGAUAAACGUACACCUGAACAAAUCGAAUUAUGGGGGAAAACAGUCGCAAGAAUAGAAAGAGUGUUACCUGGAUUCCUGGAUGAGGCCAUACCGCCUUCACAACAACAAGUCGAAGCUCCACUGGCAGGACAAGACGGUAGACAACAAGUUUAG
Messenger RNA from Kwoniella shivajii, 4722 nucleotides. RefSeq lists its product as uncharacterized. Gene Ontology annotation, biological process: regulation of ARF protein signal transduction. NCBI's taxonomy places the organism in Eukaryota, Fungi, Basidiomycota, Tremellomycetes, Tremellales, Cryptococcaceae. The coding region runs from base 1 to 4722 and encodes 1573 amino acids. The transcript is spliced from 14 exons. The record is from RefSeq and is a predicted model, not a curated record. Gene Ontology annotation, molecular function: guanyl-nucleotide exchange factor activity.